This is a messenger RNA of Hyaena hyaena (striped hyena), 2541 nucleotides long. RefSeq names its product cold shock domain containing C2 (gene CSDC2). The record is from RefSeq and is a predicted model, not a curated record. The transcript is spliced from 4 exons. Gene Ontology annotation, biological process: regulation of mRNA stability. The coding region runs from base 274 to 738 and encodes 154 amino acids. Gene Ontology annotation, cellular component: cytoplasm. NCBI's taxonomy places the organism in Eukaryota, Metazoa, Chordata, Mammalia, Carnivora, Hyaenidae. Gene Ontology annotation, molecular function: mRNA 3'-UTR binding.
CACACACACACACACACACGCACACAGUGGCGUACACACAACACAUCUUUCAGACCCAUCCCCUGCUGGUCAGCGCCGAGCGCCCCUCGAGAGGCAGAGUGCCCACGGCGCUGCAGGAGGCCGUGCCUGGACCGCGUCUGGCAAGGAGAGACGGAGCCUGUGGCUGGUGCGGCUGCCGAGCAGGGCCAGGCCGGGCCCUGCCCGCAAGGACGCCCACACUCUUCGCCGGCCCCUGAGCCCGGGAGCUCACCAGGCUCUCCUGCUGGACCCGCCAUGACUUCAGAGCCCACGUCGCCCCCAGUAGUGCCCCCCCUCCACUCCCCCAAGUCUCCUGUCUGGCCCACCUUCCCCUUCCACCGGGAGGGCAGCAGGGUCUGGGAGCGGGGAGGCAUCUCAUCUCGGGACCUGCCCAGUCCUCUGCCCACCAAGCGGACCAGGACAUAUUCAGCGACAGCCCGUGCCUCGGCUGGCCCAGUGUUCAAGGGUGUCUGUAAGCAGUUCUCACGCUCACAGGGCCACGGCUUCAUCACCCCUGAGAAUGGAUCCGAGGACAUCUUUGUGCACGUAUCUGACAGCAUCGAGGGGGAGUACGUGCCGGUGGAAGGCGACGAGGUGACCUACAAGAUGUGCCCCAUCCCACCCAAGAACCAGAAGUUCCAGGCCGUAGAGGUGGUGCUCACACAGCUGGCCCCACACACCCCCCACGAGACAUGGUCCGGCCAGGUCGUGGGCUCCUAGGCGGGGGGGCUCACAUGUCGGCUGCUGGGCGGGUGGGGAGCCACGCUGGGUAGAUGGGCAGCAGCGGGCUCCGGGCCCCGCUGCGCUGGCUGACCCAGUCCCCUGGGCGGCCUCACUGUACACGUCUGUCCGUCUGUGCUUGUGGCCGUGAGCGUGUGCCUCCAUCCACCCCCGUGACCAGUGACUAUUGUGUGAGCCGGACUGAAGGGGAGGCCACCGGACCUGCCUUCUGUGUGUCCACUCUCCUCCCCCGCCCUGCCGCAUCCACACAGGACCCCCUCGCCCUCCUGCCCACUGAGCCUCUGAGGGCCUGCGUCAGGCCUGGGCCUGGGAGGCAGGGGCGCCAGGGGGCCCAUCGCACCAGCUUGUUCCCCUUGCCUCUGGCCCAGGGACCAGACUCUGCCUGUUCUGACACCUCCCGCCCUGGGCUGGGGUCCCCCACUGUGGCCUGUACCCUUUUCCCUCAGAAGCCAGGCCAGCGAGAGCCUCCCAGCCUCUGGCAGGGAGAGGGCACACCUUGGAGGCAGAGCCCUCCUCACCGCCGCGGCCCAGACUUCCUUCCAUCUGCCCCUCCUCCCAGCGUCCCGGAGAAGUAGGCAAGGAGCGGAGGGUGGAACGUAGGUGGUCACAGUCCCUCAGCCUGGCAAUGGCUCUAUGAACACGUUGAGGCUGCGUCCCUGCCCCCCCAAACGCCCCGGGCUGCGCUAAGCCACGCUGCCUCCACCCUCGAGAUGCGGAUCUGUGGAGGAGCAGGGGUGCAUCGCCCCCAGAUUGGACGGAGCCGUCCCCUUGGCCUGACCCGGGCUCUGCGGACACUCUGCCCAGGCCCACACAUGCCGGCUGCUGAGGACCUGGUGAUGCAGACGCGCGUCCCCUCAGGCUGGGCCUGGCAUGGGCACCCACAGGACAGCCCCCACCCUGCGAGACCAGCAGCCCUGCCUCCCCUUGCUGGGUCCUCUUCCCACAGCUACAGUAGGUGGCUGCUGCGCCCCCAACAGGCCAGUGGCCGACGUGUGUGAUCCCCAUCUUGUGAGUCCCUUGAGGUGUGUGUGUGUGUGUGUGUGCGCGCGCGCGCGCUACCGUGCAUGUGUGCAUUCACCCGGGUGGGGGGCUGGUCCCGCCUGGGAGGCCAGGAAGGAGCAGCUUUGCCUCCAUCCUACAGCCACCACCACCACCACCCUCCUUUCCAGAAAACACAUCGUUUGAUGGGAAAAGAAAUGGGGGUCAAGGGAAGGCCUGCCAGGGACAGUGACCUUUUGGAGACUGGGUUUGUGAGGAAAACGGGCUCAAAUGCCCAGAAUGAGGGGGUGUCUGUUUAGAAGGAUGCCCAGCCCUGCGGGUGCCCUGAGGCCCCAGGGUAGAGAUCAGCUGGGAUAGGUUCACCCCUCCCCUUCUCAGUCCCUGCAAGGCUGAGGGGCCAGAACUGCUGAGAUAUGCUGGCUGCACCCCAUCCCCAAACCAAGAAUGGUCCAGCCUGACCCCCUCCCCCUCCACUGCACUGGAGCUACUCUGGCAAGGACUUGCCCCAGAGGACUAUCCUUAGGCUUCCUGGCUUCCUUGGUGGAAGGUUUAUUGGUGCAGGUUAACUCCCCAGAGCAGCCUCCCCUGCCUCCUUAAGACACUAGCCUGGAGAUAGGAAGUGGUGACAUCAGCCCAGGGCUGCCUGGGGGGCAGAGGGGCAGGAGGGCUCCUCCAGACCCACAGCCCUGCAGCCAAGGCAGAGAUCCUCCUGAGCCCCCCAGCCGUCCGGAACCCCCCUCCCCCACCUCCUAACACUGGCAAUAAACCCUCAACUGUGACUCA